Molecule: messenger RNA, 3737 nt
Organism: Rosa rugosa (rugosa rose)
Lineage: Eukaryota; Viridiplantae; Streptophyta; Magnoliopsida; Rosales; Rosaceae
Product: probable serine/threonine-protein kinase At1g09600
Exons: 10
Coding region: 1229-3352 (707 amino acids)
Biological process (GO): positive regulation of transcription elongation by RNA polymerase II; protein phosphorylation
Cellular component (GO): cyclin-dependent protein kinase holoenzyme complex; nucleus
Molecular function (GO): ATP binding; RNA polymerase II CTD heptapeptide repeat kinase activity; cyclin-dependent protein serine/threonine kinase activity
Source: RefSeq, a predicted model, not a curated record
UUGGUUUGAGUUGGUUUGUGUCAAUUUCGAGUAUUCCCUUGCUUUAAUGUUGGUUUAUAUUGGUUUCUAUCAUUUCUAAUUUAUGUUUCCUUAAACCAUUUCUGAUUUGACGAAAUACCAUGUAUUUCAAGUGCUAAUUAUGUUUUCAUCAUAACUAGGGUUGGAUUAGCAUUAGUUUAAUUUUUGUAGGCAAAGAGGUUGAAAUCUCCAUUAUGCCCUCCCUGGGGUUUUUCAGCCUGCAAAUGUGGGGCUCCAUGUUGGCUCCAACUGAACGACUGACAUCACGAUUGGAGGGAAAUUCAAAAAAUGGACGUGACUGAUGCGAUUUGAAAGUAUAGGGACCAAUGUGAUUAAAAAAAAAAAAAGGGAUCAAACUGAUUAUAGCCCCAUAGUUCAAGAGACUAAACUGAAUUUAAUCCUUACUUUAUCUACUCGGAGUAGAGCUUGCAGAAUAUGAUGAUUCUGCUGAAUUAAUUAAUAUUUUGCAUAAUAUCGUCAGCAUUGAAAGGUGCGCGUGGUGUGCGAGACCUCCUCUGCUUAGUGCUUGCGUCUAGAUCUCUACCUAAUGGCUCAUUGGCUGUAGCUUUUCUUCUUCUUCCACUCACGGGGAGGCUGUGUUUGUUUUAUUGUUGUAAUUCAUAUUUUAGUUUGGUUAAAACGGUUUGGAUGAAAGUUAGAGAGCAAAGAGAGAGGGCAUAGCCGCGAAGCAAGAGGCUGUUCCCCCUCUCUCUCUCUCUGUACUCGUGUGAAGAGUUGGGUUUCUUGGCUGUUCGUAAUUCUAGGACCACCCAGAUCCUAAAAUCGCUCGCUCUCUCUCUCUCUCUCUGGAAUCUCUCUUUUCUAGAAUCCUCAAUCUGUUUGUUGCUUGUCUGUCACAACCCACAUUGGUGUUUCCAAGUCACAAGCCUGUCCUGUCCCGUCCCGUCCCGGGGCUUUCUUUCGUUGUAACUUGUUCUAUUUGUGGACUCAAAACACAUUCCGGAGCCUGUCGAUCCAUUUCAGUCUAUCACAUUCUGCAUUCUUCAGGCUCUGGGAUCUUUCAACUUUGUUCUUCUUGGUUGAAACCUUUGAUUGGGUGAUCUGGGGAGCCAUCUGAGAUUGUAUUUUAUCAACUGAUUCUGAAAUUAUAGCUUAAUGCUGCAAUGAGAUAUGGCAUUUUGCUUUGGGAACUAGAGGAUUAUUUUUGCUCACUUCUUUCUGGUUGGAAUAGGAACUGUCUGGUAGAAUUAUGGGAUGCAUUUGCUCGAAAGGGCUAUUAGCCAAUCAAUAUGUUUUGAAGAAUCAUCGUAGGGACAAAGAAUUAAAAUCAAAUAAGUUGUCAAAGGAAUUAGAUGGAGCAGCCGUCGGGGUAGAUGCUGGUGGAAAUGAUGCAACUACACGGUUGAUAACCAAUCAUCGCACCGAGGACAAUGCAGGGUCGACUCCCAUUUCAUCAGAUGAAGGGGAGAACAAGAUCGGGGUUACCAAAGCAGGGGCAACUGCUCCGAAAUUCCCAUCUGGGCUAAAUAGGAUAACUAGCAUAACACAUGGAGAAAGAGGAGCACAAGUUGUUGCUGGAUGGCCUUCUUGGCUCACUGCAGUGGCAGGAGAAGCAAUCAGUGGGUGGGUGCCUCGCAAGGCAGAUUCAUUUGAAAAACUGGACAAGAUUGGACAAGGAACUUACAGCAGUGUGUACAGAGCCCGUGAUCUUGAAUCAAACAAAAUAGUUGCAUUAAAGAAGGUGCGAUUUGCCAAUAUGGAUCCAGAAAGUGUACGUUUUAUGUCGAGAGAAAUUCUUAUUUUGCGCAGGCUUGAUCACCCCAAUAUCAUGAAGCUUGAAGGUCUGAUUACAUCAAGGGUUUCGGGCAGCUUAUACCUUGUAUUUGAAUAUAUGGAGCAUGAUCUUGCAGGGAUUGCAUCAAGACCUGGGAUCAAGUUCACUGAAGCACAGAUCAAAUGUUACAUGCAACAGCUUCUUCGUGGACUUGAACAUUGUCACAGUCAUGGUAUUUUGCACCGUGACAUCAAGGGAUCAAAUCUUUUGAUCGACAAUUAUGGCAACCUAAAGAUCGCUGACUUUGGUCUAGCAACCUUUUACCGACCUCGUCAAAAGCAGCCUCUGACUAGUCGUGUAGUAACCCUGUGGUACCGACCACCUGAACUUUUGCUUGGCUCUACAGACUAUGGGGUUUCUGUGGAUUUGUGGAGUUCUGGUUGCAUUCUUGCAGAAUUGUUUCAUGGGAAGCCUAUCAUGCCUGGAAGAACAGAGGUGGAGCAACUACAUAAGAUAUUUAAGCUCUGCGGGUCACCUUCUGAGGAAUACUGGAAGAGAUCAAAAUUGCCACAUGCAACGAUUUUUAAACCUACACAACCAUACAAGCGUUGUGUUGCAGAGACCUUCAAAGAUUUUCCGCGCUCAGCAAUGGCCCUGUUGGAGGUUCUUCUGGCAGUAGAACCUGACCGUCGUGGAACAGCUUCUUCUGCACUUCAGAGUGAGUUCUUCACAUCUAUGCCGCUUCCCUGUGAUCCUUCAACUUUGCCCAAGUACCCACCGAGCAAAGAGUUCGAUGCCAAGCUCCGAGAUGAGGAAGCUAGAAGGCGAAGAGCAUCUGGUGGUAAAGGACAUGGAGGGAGUUCCAAAGAAUCAAAGGCUGUGCCAGCACCAGUUGGCACUGCUGGGCAGGAAUCAACAGAGAACCAACAAGGGCAACAUAAGCCAAAAAGCAUCAGCGAGAAGUACAUUCCUGAAGAGGAUAGUGGCUCUGGCUUUCCUCUUGAACCUCCCAAAGGAGCCACAUCAAAUGGCUUCUCCCAUUCAGGCCAUUCAAUGCACCCAAGUGCAUAUGGAUCUACACGGAAUCUGGAGAUGCGAGGCCAGUCUAAGAAUGGUGCAGAGUUGAGAAGGCAGAACUCAUAUAUGAAUGGUGGAGCAGCCCAAUCUUCCAGAUUUUCCAGUUCAGCUUCAGUUCGAAGUGAUUCGCGGUUUGGUGGUGUUGUAGAAACUACUGCAAAUCCACACUGGCCAGAGGAGCGUAUUAACACCAGAUAUAAUCAUUUAGAUGACGGGAAUUCCUCUGCAAAACACGAUUGGUCCCUUCAAUUUCUGAAUAGGCCAAAGUCUUCACAGAGAAAGGAUGAACAGCCAUCUGGAAAGGAUUCAGCAAGGGGUUAUGCUACCAAGAAGAACCGGAUCCACUACUCUGGACCGCUGAUGCCCCCUGGGGGAAACCUUGAGGAGAUGCUCAAAGAGCAUGAAAAACAAAUACAACAUGCUGUCCGCAAAGCUAGACUGGACAAAGCCAACACCAAGAAAGCCUAUGGUGAAAAUGGACAAACCGAGUCCCUACUUCACAAUGUGAGAAACGGCAGGUGAUGGAAAAUGGAAACUUAUACUCCUGCAAUUUGGAUAGCAAGAGCUCCUUCGAAUGGAAAAAGUGCUAAUGUUAAAGAGAGAAUCAUUGGGGAACUUCACAAAUCUGGCCACCAAAAGAUAAAUGGAAUAUAUGGAGCUUCAUCAAGUUUCAUCGCGUCGGAUGCAUAUUCACUUUUGGAAGAUGAUGAGAAGGUCUCUGAGGUGGUGUUCAGAUGCUGGAGACAAGCUUGUGUACAGCUGAAACCUGAGUAGCUCAAUCAGCUUUGUCUUAUUCUCUGUAAAACUUGAAUACCCCCUUUUGAUCACAUCAAUAGAAGACAGUUUCUUGCUCCAAAUUCAUCAACAUAAUCCUCUCUUUUAUUUAUUUAGUUUUUUUUUAUGCUUC